This is a messenger RNA of Amborella trichopoda, 1782 nucleotides long. RefSeq names its product serine carboxypeptidase 1. Gene Ontology annotation, cellular component: vacuole. Gene Ontology annotation, biological process: proteolysis. Gene Ontology annotation, molecular function: serine-type carboxypeptidase activity. The record is from RefSeq and is a predicted model, not a curated record. Lineage: Eukaryota; Viridiplantae; Streptophyta; Magnoliopsida; Amborellales; Amborellaceae.
CUUAUCUUAGCUAUUUGGAUAUUCCUCUCUCAAAUCUCUCUUCAUUAACACACGUACACAAUGAGAAGGGCAGCCUCUCUUUUUCCCUGGCUUUCCCUCCUCUUUGUACUGUCUUCUACUCUCAAUGUGAGCCAAGGAAAGGAAAGCCAAGGAGAGCUCCUGUAUAAGCUAAUCAAGGAGAAACGAGGGGGCAAAGUGUUCACUUCGGAGCCCUAUGUGAGCCGCAGCAGACGAGAGAAUUAUUCGCCCGUGUAUGUUGCUCCCCAAGAUGGCUUGAAAGCCAUUGAUAAGAUUGAGAAGUUACCUGGCCAACCUCAGGGAGUCGAUUUCGAGCAAUACAGCGGCUACGUAACCGUAGACCCGACAGCUGGGAGAGCCCUCUUCUACUAUUUUGUCGAGUCUCCAGCUGAUUCUGCAACAAAACCUCUCGUAAUAUGGCUAAAUGGAGGACCUGGGUGCUCUUCACUUGGGUACGGGGCAAUGGAGGAGUUGGGGCCUUUUAGGGUCAUGAGUGAUGGCAAAACACUCUUUAGAAACCCGUAUGCAUGGAACCAGGUGGCAAAUAUGCUAUUCUUGGAGUCACCAGCAGGAGUGGGUUUCUCCUACUCGAACACUUCCUCCGACUAUAAACUGAGUGGGGAUAAGAGAACGGCCCGGGACGCCUACACAUUUCUGGUGAACUGGCUCGAGAGGUUCCCCGAGUACAAGACCAGAGAUUUCUUCAUCACCGGUGAGAGCUAUGCCGGACACUAUGUACCUCAGCUUGCCUACACUAUCCUAACCAGCAACAACAGCAAUAUCAAAUUCAAAGGAAUAGCGAUUGGAAAUGCAUGGAUUGAUGAUGAGACGAAUACCUUGGGAAUGUAUGAUUAUUUUUGGACCCACGCCCUCAUUUCGGAUGAUACAAUCGGGGCCAUCCACACAUAUUGUGAUUUCUCGCCAAACGCCACCAACUCUGACCACUGCGACGCUGCCGUGAAUGCGGCCAACAGCGUGUUUUAUGAUCAAAUAGACAUAUACAACAUCUAUGCUCCAUUGUGUCACACAGCCAACACCACCCUUCCCCCAACUGGCUCAAUUGACUACUUCGAUCCCUGCUCGAGUACAUAUGUUGAAAACUACUUGAAUCUCAAAGAGGUGCAAGCGGCCCUUCAUGCCAAGCCCACCUCCUGGACCGCUUGCAGCGGUAUCGUGGGUGCGUACUGGAAUGACAGCCCCGCAACUUUGUUGCCGACCAUAAGACGCCUCUUGGAUAGCGGAAUAAGUGUGUGGAUAUACAGCGGAGAUAUUGAUGGAAGGGUGCCGGUAACAUCGAGCAGGUACUCUGUAAACAGCUUGAACCUCACCAAAGUGACUCCAUGGCAUUCCUGGUAUCUCAACGAAGAGGUAGCUGGAUAUGUUGAGGGUUACAAAGGGUUGGCUUUGGUAACCGUAAGAGGCGCCGGCCAUACGGUGCCCAGCUAUCAGCCGGCUAGAGCCCUUGCCAUGCUUUCCUUCUUCCUUCAAAACAAGCUUCCAACUUCACCUUAGCACCUCUUCUCUAUUCUCAUGACCAGUUCGAUUAUAAUGAAUAAUAGUUGUUCAAUUUUAGUCAACUUUUUCCUCAAAAAUAAAAUUUAGUUGUAUUUCUUUAUUUGGAGAUGUUUUGUUUUAUCUUGUGGACCCGAGGGUCUCAGGCAUGUUAUCUUCUUACGCAUUUUGAUGUAUGAUUUUCAUUUGAAUUAAUCCAUGGCUCUCCCCACCCAUUCAUGAAUAAUAAAGGCAUCGUUUGGUUUGCUUCAG